AUGCCUACAGGGUCAGCCGAACCAGAAGCAGUUGAUUCUGAAAUGGAGAACAUCACUUCUCAUACUACAGAGGAAAAAGGUGAUGAGUCUGGAGAUGUCAGUGCCGAAGACCUUUCUGCAGCUACAAACACCACAACCAAGAAGAAAAAUAAACACGAGAAAAAGAAAAAAGAAAUCAAGGAAGCAACUGAAAUAAAUGAAAACACAUCCAUAAACCGUGUGAAAGAGAGAUCCAAAGAUACCAUCAAGAUGAACUGUCGACAGUCAAACUCACUUGGAAGAGUAAUAAAUGUGGAUACAUCGUCAAUUACAUCUUACUUCCAGACAGUAUCACUCCUGCAGACCAAGAGGCCUAGGGAAGUGACGUCACCAAGUUCAGAAUCUGGAACAAGCUCACCAGCGAAGAAGAAGGUGGACACAGUAGACACUGGCCACCAGGAGGCAGCUGAAGUACCAGGCACCAUCAGCAGCCCAGAAGGUGAAGGAGAAAAAGGAAUGGAUGGAGAGGGAGCCAGGAGAAAACCUGGAGGACUCUUCGCAUGA
Molecule: messenger RNA, 543 nt
Organism: Xyrichtys novacula (pearly razorfish)
Lineage: Eukaryota; Metazoa; Chordata; Actinopteri; Labriformes; Labridae
Source: the annotation of a GenBank genome assembly